AUGAAAUCACUAGACGUAAAACCAUUUGAAUUUAGAAAGAAAACACCGAAUGAGAUAUUUAAAGAGCUUGAGAAGCAACUAAAUGCUGACUUCAUUAGUCUAAAAGAGAAGAUAGAGGAGAAAUGGGAAAAUACAAAUACAUCACAGAUUGAUGAAGCCGAUUUAUCAAAUGAGUUCAAUUGGAACGAGUUAUCAUCAGAUGAUAACAUUCUUAACAAGCCAGCCUGCGAAGUGGCCGAAUUGUUUUAUAAGAAAUAA
Molecule: messenger RNA, 258 nt
Organism: Enterospora canceri
Lineage: Eukaryota; Fungi; Microsporidia; Enterocytozoonidae
Source: the annotation of a GenBank genome assembly